Messenger RNA from Plasmopara halstedii, 1482 nucleotides. Its product is annotated as camk cdpk protein kinase. Lineage: Eukaryota; Oomycota; Peronosporomycetes; Peronosporales; Peronosporaceae. Gene Ontology annotation, cellular component: cytoplasm; nucleus. Bases 1 to 1482 code for a protein of 493 amino acids. Gene Ontology annotation, biological process: protein autophosphorylation; peptidyl-serine phosphorylation; intracellular signal transduction. Gene Ontology annotation, molecular function: calmodulin binding; ATP binding; calcium-dependent protein serine/threonine kinase activity. The transcript is spliced from 2 exons. The record is from RefSeq and is a predicted model, not a curated record.
AUGCUUCUUAUGGGUCACAGCCACAAAUGUCUUACACAAGGCAAUACGCGUAACAGAGCACGGAUUGACUUUGCGGACUGCCUUUCCUUAUCGUUGGACAUUAGAACGUUGACAUGUUGCUCUCGUGUAAGCAGCGGCGGUAUGGAGUUGGCCAUGGACGAAACGAUGGGUCUUCGAAAUUCGCGCCUCAGCAGCAUUUAUGGCGACACUAGCACUACUGGGCAGCGUUUCACAAUUCUUGAAGAGGACUUAGAAGUGGAUAAUUCCUCACUUUUAAGGAAAAUUUUUCAACAAGAACUAUUCGAGCUGCACGAAGUGCGUGUGCUUAAGCAAAUACCACUGCCCAACUGGAUGAAGGUCUUUGCACCGCGCAUUGUACGUUUGCAAACUGGCACGAUGCCCUUUAUGGAAUACGCGCGGUCGGUUAAGAGUGAAGUGCGCCAAUGUCAAAUAAUUAAUAUCUGGACAUGUGUCGACCGCCUGUCCAAGAACAGACUGUCUAUCGAUUUUCGCCACCCUGCCGAUGUCGGAAGCUCGGCUCCGAGCGCUAGUUCGAUGAGUUCUCAUGAUGUGAACGACAGAGUAAUGCGUGAUAAGUGGAUUCUUAAGUUUGAAAGCAAAAGUGAACGCGACAAGUGGGCUAAGUUGGUGCAGGAUGCUAUUGAUUUACUCGGCUGGGCUGCCAAGUUUACGCUUGGUAGUCUGAUAAUGAAGACAGAAAACUCGUCUGUAAUUGAAUGCUCUACAUGGGCAGAUCGUGGCAAACCGUCCUACGUGAUGAAAGUGAUGGAAGCCUCAUCAACAAAGCAGAGUCAGUUAGCUCGUAAUGAGAUUGAAGUUCAACGCAUGCUGAGUAACUAUGCGAGUCAUCCAAAUAUUGUUGCUCUCUAUGAUUCAUUUCAUCAAAAGAACAAAACGUAUCUUGUAAUGGAAAAUUGUAUUGGCGGUGAUCUUUUCGACUUUAUCAGGCAGAAUGGCGCCAUGGAUGAGAAAGAAGCUAAAACUCUUUUUCGUCACAUCGCUAGUGCCAUCAGUCAUUGCCACGAGCACGGUAUUGUGCAUUUGGAUAUCAAACCCGAGAAUUUCUUUUUUAAAUCAUCAACGACUCAGCUAGAGACUAUCAAACUGGGCGACUUUGGCUCGGCGAUGCAGCUAGACUCCAGCACUAGUAAGAAAGCUAUGAGCUGUACAGUGGGUUACGCGGCACCUGAAGUUCUGCAAAAUGGUUCGAUCUCUGUCGCCGCCGACGUAUUUAGUGCCGGUGCGGUAUUGUACACGAUUCUUUGCGGUUAUGCUCCAUUUAGCGCGCCCUCUGAAGACGAAAUGCUUGAGCGGACUUUGUCUGGUGAUAUUGUGUUUGACGAACUUGAAUGGUGGCGAAUUAGCAAAGGUGCCAAGGAUCUUUUGAAGUUGAUGCUACACAAGGACUUAAAUCGGCGUCCAAGCAUGGAGGAAGUGCUGGAACAUCACUGGUUUUCGUAA